Molecule: messenger RNA, 795 nt
Organism: Botrytis sinoallii
Lineage: Eukaryota; Fungi; Ascomycota; Leotiomycetes; Helotiales; Sclerotiniaceae
Exons: 2
Coding region: 1-795 (264 amino acids)
Molecular function (GO): phosphatase activity
Source: RefSeq, a predicted model, not a curated record
AUGGGAUCAACUACUCUCCCCGCCAUGCAAACCUCCCCUAAAUACAUCUUCUUCACCGAUUUCGAUGGCACAAUCACAACCCGCGAUUCCAACGAUUUCAUGACGGAUAAUCUUGGAUUCGGCCAAGAACUACGCAAGCAAGGAAACAAAGAUGUCCUCGAUGGUACAAAGACCUUCCGCGAUUCGUUCCAAUCAAUGAUGGAUAGCAUCAAGACUCCAUAUAGCAAGUGUAUAUCAACUCUUAUCGAAAACAUCAAGUUAGAUCCUGGAUUCAAGGAGUUUUUCGAAUGGGCAAGAGAGAACAAUAUGCCAGUUGUCAUUCUGAGUGGUGGAAUGGAACCAAUUAUUAGAGCAUUAUUGGAACAUCUCUUGGGAAAGAAAGAAGCUGCUGAAAUUCAGAUUGUCAGUAACCAAGUUGAAGUUAGAGAAGGAUUCAAGAGUCUUGAUGAGGAGGGAGGUUGGAAUAUUGUCUACCAUGACGAAAGUCAUUUCGGACAUGAUAAAUCUAGAGAGAUUAGACCAUACGCCGCACUCCCAGAUGAUCAAAGACCAACCAUGUUUUACGCUGGAGAUGGAGUCUCAGAUCUCUCGGCUGCUAAGGAGACUGAUCUGUUAUUCGCCAAAAAGGGUCAUGAUCUCAUUACCUAUUGUGUUAGAGAAAAGGUUCCAUUCACAAUCUUUGAGGAUUGGACUUCUAUUUUAUCAACAGUAAAGGAUGUCGUUGCUGGUAAAACGACUGUUAAAGAAGUCUACGCUGCUGGUAUCAAGGACUUCGAGAGUGAAAACAAGGCAUAG